UACACCUUAUACUCCAGCUUCCACCUCUACUACUGUUGCUGAAAAUGAGACGAUCACACUGGCGGAAGAAAUUAAAAAAUAUAAAACAAAUGCUCUUAUUGAAUUUUUACAGAAAAAAACUUAG
Messenger RNA from Funneliformis caledonium, 124 nucleotides. The record is from the annotation of a GenBank genome assembly. Lineage: Eukaryota; Fungi; Glomeromycota; Glomeromycetes; Glomerales; Glomeraceae.